CUCUUCACAAUGAAAUCACAAUCGCCAUUGUUUCUGUUAUUGAGAUCUCCCUCCAUCAGAUCUAACACUCCCCACUAAAUUUCUUCUCUGUAUAGAAUACACUUCUCGAUUUCGAAUAAUCGUCUGAAACUACAAAUUUUGUUUAGCUACAAAAUAAAAAAAAAAAUGGCGCAGCAACAGUUCCUUCACCAGCGUCCAAUCCAAAACCCAUUCACAAACCCGUUCUCGUCCUCUCCUCUUUCUAAUUCAUCAGCCUCGAACCGUCCAAUCUCACUCUUCAGCCGCAACGGUCUCCUCCUCUUACUCGCUCUCCUCGUUAUCCUCGGCGUAUUCUUACCCUGGGCUGGAUCUCCUUUAUUCCCGUUUCCAAACAGGCUCUCUUCUUCUCAAUCCAGAUGGCGCGACUAUUCCCUCUCUCAAGCCGCCAAGUUCGUCGCUAAGAACGGUACCGUGAUCGUCUGCGCCGUGAGCUAUCCUUACUUGCCUUUUCUCAACAACUGGUUGAUUAGUGUUUCUAGACAGAAGCAUCAGGAUCAAGUCCUCGUCAUCGCUGAGGAUUACGCUACUCUCUACAAGGUUAACGACAAGUGGCCUGGUCACGCCGUUCUCAUCCCUCCGGCGUUCGAUUCUCAGACGGCUCACAAGUUCGGUUCCCAGGGUUUCUUCAAUUUCACAGCACGUAGGCCGCAGCAUCUCUUGCAAAUUUUGGAGUUAGGUUACAAUGUAAUGUACAACGAUGUUGAUAUGGUCUGGUUGCAAGAUCCGUUUCAGUAUUUGGAGGGAAAGCACGAUGCAUACUUCAUGGAUGAUAUGACUGCAAUUAAGCCGUUGGAUCACUCUCACGCUUUACCACCUCCGGGUAAAAAGGGGAGGACUUAUAUAUGUAGCUGUAUGAUUUUCUUGCGUCCCACUAAUGGCGCAAAACUUCUCAUGAAGAAAUGGAUCGAGGAACUUCAGACCCAACCUUGGUCCAGAGCCAAGAAAGCAAAUGAUCAGCCUGGUUUUAACUGGGCACUUAACAAAACAGCUCAUCAGGUGGAUCUCUACUUGCUUUCUCAGGCAGCAUUUCCAACAGGAGGAUUGUAUUUCAAGAACUCGACAUGGGUAAAAGAGACAAAGGGAAAACAUGUCAUAAUCCACAAUAACUACAUUGUCGGUUUCGAGAAGAAGACCAAACGAUUCCGUGACUUUGGUCUAUGGCUAGUCGAUGACCAUGCUUCAGAGUCUCCAUUAGGGAAAUUAGAGUAAAUCGAAAAAAGAAAGAUUGUCUAUCUCUCUCUAUCUAUCUCUGUCUAUCUUUUUGUUAUUGGAAUUUUUCAGGCCGCAAAAAGGAGAAAGAUCCAGUGAGUAAAUUAGUUUACAUUUUUGGGGGUCUUUAAAGUCAUGUGAAAAGGUGUUUAUAUGGCUAAGUCAAUACCACGUGAGUUGAGUUUGGUAAUGUAGAACUGCUAGAAUUGGCCGUCGAGUCUGACAAAUCGAUGAUAUUCAAGUCAGUUUGCAAUCAGCAUUUACACCCAUGGAUUUCAUAAUUUCUGGCAUAUAUGGUGUGGGUUUAACUUUAACAAAAGGGGAAAUAACAAAACGGUAUCAAGUGCUUUUGGAUGAUUAUGUUAUGUUCAUAAAGAUAAGAAAUUAAAAUUUUGUUUGUUGGGA
Messenger RNA from Camelina sativa (false flax), 1653 nucleotides. Its product is annotated as UDP-D-xylose:L-fucose alpha-1,3-D-xylosyltransferase MGP4. Gene Ontology annotation, molecular function: UDP-xylosyltransferase activity. Lineage: Eukaryota; Viridiplantae; Streptophyta; Magnoliopsida; Brassicales; Brassicaceae. Gene Ontology annotation, cellular component: Golgi apparatus. The record is from RefSeq and is a predicted model, not a curated record. Gene Ontology annotation, biological process: rhamnogalacturonan II biosynthetic process.